AUGGAGGAAUCUUUGUUGUCCGAGCGGGAGGAGGCGGGUCGGGACCGAAGCUCAUGUUAUGCGGCUGUAUGGCUGUGCUGCCACGUACGUUCCGGUGGACGCUGGGAUGGCUGUGGGCGGUUGACUGCCUUCUUUUGCCUGUUCACUGUUGCAUUUUGGAUUGGCGUCACGAGGAAUUUGUAUUGCAAUCCCGAUGCGCUGCGGGACGUCGAGCCCCCAUUCAACGGGCAGUUGCUGCCAGCAAACUUCACACUGGUUGAGCGGAAAUAUCUGCUCAUCCAAUUUACGAAGUUGGUCGACGUGUAUGACGAUACCCAGAAGCACGUCGGAUAUUUCUACGACAUCAACCUGUUCAUCAUCAUGCGCUUCGGGUUCUCCGAUGCGAAUGGCAGGAUUUGGUUCGAGGAUGCAGGUGGAGUUGGCAGACCGUCCACGCUUUUCGAGCUGAAAGAAGUGUGGUGGAUAGAAUCCUACUGGCGAUGUUUCGUGAACUGCAGCAGGCUUUUCAAUCUUGCGGAGCGGGCGGCGAACGGACAAGUGCGCGAAACGCUGAUACCAGAGGCCAGCUUUGGGCUGGAUCCCAAAUUCCAAGUCUCCUUCGAUGGCUGGCUGGCGCCAACUCUUCGUGGGCAGAUCACUGGGCCCGUGUCGUCGUUCGGCACAGGAGUUCGGCAGGUGUGGUCCAUGCACCUCCAGCUGCUCGGUCUGCACACAGCAGCACAACGAGCCAUGCAGACUCCUGCUCGGAGGAAUGCCACGGAUGGUCGGCUCUUUGCCAAAGCUCAGCAGCACUUCGUCAUCGGAAGCGCAACCCAAGACAUGAGGGUUCUCUCACGAUGGAAGGUGGAAACCUUGGUACCAUCUCAGCUGCCAAAUUGGGUCAUUGGAUUCCUGGCUGUGCUUGAUGAUAUCGAAGAGGACUACUGA
Molecule: messenger RNA, 927 nt
Organism: Symbiodinium sp. CCMP2456
Lineage: Eukaryota; Dinophyceae; Suessiales; Symbiodiniaceae
Source: the annotation of a GenBank genome assembly